Molecule: messenger RNA, 2950 nt
Organism: Panonychus citri (citrus red mite)
Lineage: Eukaryota; Metazoa; Arthropoda; Arachnida; Trombidiformes; Tetranychidae
Product: exocyst complex component 6B-like
Exons: 2
Coding region: 222-2876 (884 amino acids)
Biological process (GO): exocytosis; intracellular protein transport; Golgi to plasma membrane transport
Cellular component (GO): membrane; exocyst
Source: RefSeq, a predicted model, not a curated record
UUUGACAAUGUGAUUUGUUUUGUAUUUUUGUUUUGUUCUUGAUUAAUGUCACUUAAUGUCAAUUGAUUUAUCAUUGAUUCGGAUUUUGUUUAGCUAUCCGAUUCAGUUUAAUCUAAAUUCUCUUAUGUAUCUUUUUCAAUGUUGAUUCACUUUUCUCUUGGUAAAUAUUUUCUUAUUGAUUGUUUGAUGGGAACAAUUUAGUGUUAAUCACUUAAUUAACCAUGAAUUCAUCCAAAGAUCCACCUGUUGUUGAUCCUCUUUUCUCAAAAUUAAAUGGCUGUGAUCAUUUACUCAUUGAAUUGGAAUCAAAUGAUCCAUCAUCACUUAGUCUUGUCUUCAGUAAUCGAGCUGUUGGUGCUGAAUACGACAAAUUUAUGGAGAAACUUGAUGCUAGAAUCAAAAGCCACGAUGAAGAUAUCAAGAGAAUGUGUAAUGCCAAUUAUCAGGAUUUUGUUGAUUGUAUUCAUGAUCUUCUUCAAGUUAGACCCAAAGCCGAAAUACUUAAGAAAGAGAUUCUUGAGAUUAAUCAAGAUAUUCAAAAAUCAUCUGAAAAUGUCCAAAGAAAAGCCGAAGAGCUGAUUCGAUAUCGAAAAAUAGUUUGUAACAUAGAAACAGCGAUCGAUCAUUUGAGUCAAUGUUUACCAGUGUUGAAAAUGUUCAGUAAAUUAACUUCUCAAAUGGAGGCGACUCGUUACUAUCCGGCAUUAAAAACUCUGGAACAAUUGGAAACUAAUUACUUACCUCGUGUUUCUCAUUAUCGAUUUGCCCAAUCGAUGAGGGAUAAAAUACCACAGAUUCGAGAGCAGAUCAAGGAAGCAUCCAUGUCAGAUUUGAAGGAUUUCCUGGAAAAUGUUAGAAAAUUAUCAUCACAAAUUGGAGAAAUUGCCAUGAAAAAUGCUGCUCAUCAACAGAAUAUCGAAGAUACUUUAUUAACAAGUAGUUCUAACAGUGCGAGUAACUCUUCAUCCAAUGAAAACAGUUCCACCAACAGUCCAAGUCACCAAGUUACGGGGAAAAAGUUACCAACAAUUGUCUCGCUGAAUUCAACAUCGAUGAACAAUUUAAACAAUGUCACCUCAGCGAAUGCCCCAUUGAUUACCCCACGAAAGAAACAUCGAGCCCCUAAACCACCACCAACAAUGUCAUCUUCAAUUGAAGAUGAUUUAGAUGAGAUUGACAGUGAAUCAGAUUCAGAUUUCACCAGAAACGGAAUAUCAACUGAAGAUGAAUUAAAAGGAACCGAUAUUGUUGAUUUUUCACCGGUCUAUCGGUGUCUUCACAUUUUCGGCUGUCUUGGUGCUCGUGAACUGUUUGAAAUAUAUUACCGCCAACAGAGACAACAACAGGCUAAACUUGUCCUUCAACCUCCGAUCAACAUGCACGAAAACAUUGACGGUUACAAGAAUUAUUUCUGUGGUGUUGUUGGAUUUUUUGUCAUCGAAAAUCAUAUUCUCAAUACUGCUCCCGGUUUGGUAACUAAAUCAUAUCUUGACGAAGUUUGGGAAAACGCUCUACAAUCAGUGAUCGCCUCGCUACGAACCUAUUCAUCGUAUUGUACUGAUGAAAAUCUGAUGCUCCAAAUCAAACGGAUUAUCAUUUUGUUCAGUCAAACACUUCAAAGUUAUGGUUACAAUGUUAAUCCUUUUUUCAAUCUACUCAUUGAAAUUCGUGAUCAAUAUAAUGAGAUUUUAAUGAAACAAUGGUGUUCAUUGUUUAGAUCAAUUUUCGAUGGUGAUAAUUAUCAUCCAAUUCAAGUUGAAUCUCAAUCUGAAUAUGAUAAGAUAAUCAGUGAAUUCCCUUAUUAUGAGGGUGAAGUAAUUUCAACCGGUGAUUCUGAUUAUCCUAAAAAAUUUCCUUUCUCAUUGUUUGUACCCAAAGUUUUCACCCAAGUGAAGCGUUUCAUUAACGCUUGUCGACAAUUCUCACAAGAUCUUAAUAUAAGUCAAACUGAAAUCGAGGAUAUGGUCCGAAAGUCAACUAAUCUUUUACUUACUCGAACUCUUUCCGGCUGUUUAUCUGUUCUAAUUAAGAAACCGAGCCUUGGUUUACUUCAGUUAAUACAAAUCGCGAUAAACACCAAUUACCUGGAAGACUCAAUGAGUUUCUUGGAGGAAUAUAUUUCUCAACCCUUACAGGCCACUGGACUUGGUUCACCAAUUGGCGCUUCGACAACUACCGUUGGUGAAUUAGCCGGUGGAUCACAUCUUGCCAAACUUCAAGGAAGCUCGAUGUUCAAAGAUGCUCGAUCUGACGCUGAAUCUCAAAUAUACUUUCUGCUUAAUAAAAAAAUCGAUGAAUUUUUGGACAUUGCUGAUUAUGAUUGGCUGUUGGUUGAAUCAUCGGGUGUUGCCUCUUCUUAUAUUACCGAUCUCAUCAAAUUUUUAACCUCGACAUUUCAAGCAUUCACCAAUUUACCUCUUAAAGUUGCCCAAACGGCCUGUGUUUCGGCCUGUAAACACAUGGCCUCAUCUUUGAUCAAUUUUCUACUCGACGAAGAUGUCAAAGCGAUUUCAAUGGGAGCAUUAGAACAAUUUAAUCUCGACCUGUUACAAUGUGAAUUUUUCGCCAACUCUGAGCCAGUCAAAGGUUUCGAAGACAAUACACUUCAAAUGUGUUUCGCUGAAUUAAGACAAUUAGUUGAUCUCCUUCUCACUUGGCAAUGGUCAACUUAUAUUGCUGAUUAUGGUAAACAAGAUAGUAAAUAUUUACGAGUUAAUCCUCAGGUUGCUCUUAAUCUACUCGAAAAGAUUAAGGAAGCGGAUAAAAAUCGUAACAUUUUUGCUUCGUUAAAGAAGAAUGAGCGAGAUAAAAGAAAAUUAGUCGAUACUGUAAUUAAACAGUUGAAACAAUUAAUAGUUGCUGCUAAUUCUAAUUAAUCAAAGAAAGAACCAAAAAUGUGUAAAAAGAAACCAAAUAUUAAUAAAUUAAUUUAAAAGAUAAAAGAGAAAAA